Molecule: messenger RNA, 123 nt
Organism: Cetraspora pellucida
Lineage: Eukaryota; Fungi; Glomeromycota; Glomeromycetes; Diversisporales; Gigasporaceae
Source: the annotation of a GenBank genome assembly
AUGACUUUAAACUUCAAACGAUACAAUUGUAUAAGACUUUUUGUUACUAAUAAAGGUCUUAAAUUUACUAAGCCGAAUCAAAAUGUUGAUUAUGCAAAACUAAAAACCCUUUCCCGAAAUUGA